CUUUUGGCUGUCACGGUGACACAACUCCUACAACAAAAAGACCAACCCGCCACGUAAUUUUCACGCUCGCUCGCUCGUUUCUGUUUCACGACGAUGGACAACUAUUCAAACUACGUCUCAAGUUCUCCUCCCUAUUCUUCACCGUAUUCCAACGAUGUUCAUCAAGACGCUCGCCGAAUAUCUCGUACUCCCAGUCCAACUCCCAGUGAGAUACAGGCCCUCAAUCAGAGGGGAUUCUUCAAUUGGAAGUCCAUAUUCGACAAAAAGAAGAUGUGGUCAAAAAAACGGAUCAUUAUUUAUAUUGCUCUAACCCUCGGCAUCGUUGUGGGCGCCCUCUUCAUAUUCUAUCAUGACCAAAUAGUACGUGCAAUCCAACCAGCAGCCACUUGGAUGCACAACUUCAAGUUUGGAUGGAUAAUCCCUAUAGCGAUUUUCUUUGUGAUAUCGUUCCCUCCGCUCUUCGGCCACGAGAUACUGGCUAUCGUGUGUGGUCUCGUAUGGGGCGUGUGGGUUGGUUUCGGCAUAGUAGCAGCUGGCACUUUCAUCGGUGAAAUAGGAAACUUUUAUGCCUUCAGGUACCUCUGUACAUCUCGCGGUGAGAAGAUAGAGAAAGGCAGUGUCAUUUACUCGUCUUUGGGAAGGGUCGUCCGUGAGGGCGGUUUCAAGAUUGCGUUGAUUGCCCGUUACAGCGCCAUCCCGCCUCACUUCACCACUGGAUUAUUUGCAGUAUGCGGCAUGAACAUCUUUAUUUUCAUGCUGGCAGCAGCCCUCUCUAUGCCAAAGCAGUUCAUAACUGUGUACAUUGGAACUUUAUUGGAAACUAGUGCUACCUCGUCCGCCUCUACGAAGAACACGAUCAUCAGCGAUGUCAUUGGUGUCAUCACCGUCCUGAUCACCAUCGCUGCCAUGUGGUAUAUCACCAGAGAAAUAAAUCGUGUCAAACCACAAAUCGUCUAUGAGCGCCGCAAAGCACGUCAAGCGAAAUUAGACGCCGAGAGUGAAUCACUGUAUCAAAACGGCGGUGCAGACACCUCCGCAGUAUUCAACACCUCAGACACCACUCUCCCCCUUAACUCCUUCUCAGACGCCCCCUACGACGCCCCCUACCAGCAAUGGGACAGUGAAGGCCGCGCCAUAGGCUACGCACCAGACCCACGCAUACAUGCGCCCCAACCUAAGAAACCGGAAAACCCAAACCCAUUCCCAGGUGACACAACCCCCACAUUAGGAACCAAGCCUCUCCGCCAAGAAAGCACGGACACUAUUGGAUGGGAGUUGCAGGCUAACGCCGCGCAGGGCCAGAGUUAUAGGUUAAGCGCGAUAGCAGCUGAGCCUCUGCGGAACCCGUAUGAGGAUGAGGGUGAGAUGGAUGCUGAGGAGGUUGUUGGUGGAGGGUAUCCGCCUCCGUCUAUUGCUGGACGGCCGUCGUCGUCUGGUGUUGGACGGUCACCUUCAUCUGGUAUUGCUGGUGUUGCUGCGUAUGCACCGCCCCCUGGGCCUCCGCCUCCACCGCCGGGUGCUGGGUAUACGUUCAGUGCGCCGGGGCAUAGUUUUUCGGGGGCGAGUUCGCCGCCUCUGCCUAGUACGACAAGGCAGUAGGUUGUUGAGUGCUUGUGACAUCUUUAUCCUGUGCCUUUACCCCUGGUUAUUGUCAACCCUUCACCCAUCUGGCUAUCACAGCCUCCGUCACUCGCGUGUUCUACUUUUCUUUCAUUCCCAUCACUAUUUUAUUACUCGAUUUGUGUUCUUAUGAGCCCAUGUGCAUUGCGCGUGAUCCACACGUACAUAACGAUAACUUAGUAUAGGUUAGAGUACAAUUGGAGUAUGUAUAGUUUAUUUUGAUACGUUAAGGUUGGAUAUCCUAUACCCAUAAGCUUGGAAGCACCCGAGAACUUUUCGAACGUUGGACACGAUUUUUGGGUCUGCUG
Messenger RNA from Suillus subalutaceus, 1928 nucleotides. RefSeq lists its product as uncharacterized. Lineage: Eukaryota; Fungi; Basidiomycota; Agaricomycetes; Boletales; Suillaceae. The transcript has 8 exons. The record is from RefSeq and is a predicted model, not a curated record. The coding region runs from base 94 to 1599 and encodes 501 amino acids.